ACAACGAAGUUAACAACGAAGCUUAUUGCUUAAGCUGAUUUUUCCGUUUCUCCUUUCUCCCCUGCUCUGUUGUAUACUUGUAUGUGAACUGUAAAUUGCCGCCAUUAAUCCGAUUUUCGUUCUUCAUCUGGACCCUAACCUUAAUGGUGUAUCGAUAAUUCACCAUUUUCAGGCUCAAGAUCAUAGCUAUAUAUGGAGAGCCAAAUGCGAUCGCGCUUCUAUGAAGUCCGAUUCAAGUAGGAUUUUCGAGAUUCUGCGAAUCGAGGAUCAAUGUCUUGGGGUCUGGGAUGGAAGCGGCCCUCGGAGAUUUUCCGUCUCUCGCUCAAUUACGGGACCGAGGACUUUGGUGACGAUCUUAACCGCUCAUCGUCCGCCUCAUCAUUUUCUUCAUCUUCAUCGUCAUCUAUUGGGCCAUAUACGCCGCAGGAUCAGGAAUUAGGGUUUCGAAUUGAAUUGGAUUGGACGGCUGGCGAUGACGAGGACCAAAUAGCGCUGCGGCUGCAGUCGCAGCUGAUGGUGGCGUUGCCUUUGCCGCAAGAUGCAGUGGAGGUGGAGCUGAGGGGCGAUGAAGAGGAAAAUGUAGGGGUGGAGAUGAGGGUGUUGAAAAGGAGAGAGCCAUUGAGGGGGCUGAUAAUGGCAAAGGCUGCUGGGUCGGGGCAGCAGAGUGACGGUGUUGGGGUUUUGACACGCCUCUUGCGGUCGAAUAUUGUUGGGGAAAGUGGGACUGUGGUUGCGGGUCCGGGAUGUGGUGAGCACUGGAGGAGCAUCACAAUGAUCAGCCUAUAUGCCUGUGGAUUGUCGGCAUUGCCAGUUGACCUGACUAAACUGCCCCUUCUUGAGAAGCUAUAUCUUGAUAACAAUAAGCUAUCAGUUUUGCCACCUGAGCUUGGUGAGCUGAAAAACUUGAAGGUUCUGAGUGUUGACAAUAACAUACUGGUUUCAGUUCCUGUAGAACUGAGACAGUGCAUUGAACUUGAGGAAUUGUCUUUGGAACACAACAAGCUUGUCCGACCUCUUCUUGAUUUCAGGGCUAUGGCUGAGUUACAAAUUCUUAGACUCUUUGGCAAUCCUCUUGAAUUUCUUCCCGAAAUUUUACCGCUACAGAAACUCCGCCAUUUGUCUCUUGCUAACAUCAGGAUUGUAGCUGAUGAAAAUUUAAGAUCAGUGAAUGUCCAAAUAGAGACAGAGAACAGCUCUUAUUUUGGUGCAUCGAGACACAAGCUGAGUGCCUUCUUUUCUCUUAUAUUCCGCUUCUCUUCUUGUCAUCACCCAUUACUGGCUUCUGCACUGGCGAAGAUUAUGCAAGACCAAGGAAAUCGUGCUGUUGUUGGUAAAGAUGAGAAUGCCAUUCGGCAGCUUAUAAGUAUGAUAAGCAGUGACAACCGUCAUGUCGUUGAACAAGCAUGCUUUGCUCUCUCCUCUCUCGCUGGUGAAAUUUCUGUGGCAUUGCAGCUGAUGAAAUGUGACAUCUUGCAACCCAUUGAAACAGCGCUGAAAUCUGACACACCAGAAGUAGUCAUGUCAGUGUUGCAAGUUGUGGGCACUUUGGCCUUUGCCUCUGAUACUGUGGCUCAGAAGAUGUUGAGCAAAGAUUUGUUGAGAUCAUUAAAGCUGUUAUGCGGCCAUAAAAACCCAGAAGUUCAAAGAUUAGCUUUAUUUGCAGUUGGGAAUUUGGCCUUUUGUUUAGAGAACCGCCGUGUUCUGGUUACUUCUGAAAGUCUGCGGGAACUUCUGUUGCGCUUGAUGGUUGCACAUGAACCGCGCGUGAAUAAGGCUGCAGCUCGUGCCUUAGCUAUUCUUGGAGAAAAUGAAAGUUUACGGCGGGCUAUAAGAGGUAGACCAGUUGCAAAGCAAGGAUUGCGCAUACUCUCAAUGGAUGGUGGAGGCAUGAAAGGCCUUGCAACUGUGCAGAUUCUUAAAGCGAUUGAGAAGGGAACUGGAAAGCGAAUACAUGAGUUGUUCGACCUCAUAUGCGGCACAUCAACAGGAGGCAUGCUUGCAGUUGCUCUUGGCAUUAAGCUAAUGUCCUUGGAUCAAUGUGAAGAGAUAUACAAAAAUCUUGGAAAACUGGUCUUUGCUGAACCUGUGCCCAAAGACAAUGAAGCUGCAACUUGGAGAGAAAAGUUGGAUCAGCUGUAUAAAAGCUCGUCACAGAGUUUUCGAGUUGUUGUCCAUGGAUCUAAGCACAGUGCAGAUCAAUUUCAAAGGUUGUUGAAGGAAAUGUGUGCUGAUGAAGAUGGGGACCUGUUAAUAGAGUCGGCUGUUAAAAACAUUCCCAAGGUAUUUGUUGUAUCAACUUUGGUGAGCGUGACGCCAGCUCAGCCUUUCAUAUUCCGUAAUUAUCAGUAUCCUGCUGGUAGUCCAGAAGUGCCGUAUACGAUUUCAGAGAGCUCAGGAGUCAAUGUGUUAGGUUUGCCUACCACUGGUGCUCAAGUUGGCUAUAAACGUAGUGCUUUUAUUGGAAGUUGUAAGCAUCAUGUUUGGCAAGCCAUUAGAGCAUCAUCCGCUGCUCCAUAUUAUCUUGAUGACUACUCAGAUGAUGUAAACCGCUGGCAAGAUGGUGCAAUAGUGGCAAACAAUCCUACUAUUUUUGCCAUGCGAGAAGCACAACUUCUAUGGCCCGACACUAAAGUUGACUGCUUAGUUUCCAUUGGAUGUGGUUCCAUGCCAACAAAGGUUCGGAAAGGUGGUUGGCGUUAUCUAGACACUGGGCAGGUGUUGAUUGAGAGUGCAUGCUCUGUGGACAGGGUGGAGGAAGCCUUGAGCACAUUGCUGGCUAUGCUUCCUGAUAUACAUUAUUUUCGUUUUAAUCCAGUUGACGAACGUUGUGAUAUGGAGCUAGAUGAGACUGAUCCAGCUAUAUGGCUGAAGUUGGAAGCUGCAGUUGAUGAAUAUAUCCAAAACAAUUCUCCAGCCUUAAAGAACGCCUGUGAGAGACUAAUGUUACCUUACCAACUUGAUGAGAAAUGGUUGGACAAUACGAAGGCUCAACAUUUCCCCAAGGCUAAAAUAUCAAAUGCAGAUGAGAACAGUCCCUCUUUAGGUUGGAGGCGCAAUGUGACACUUGUUGAAGCUGUUCAUAGUCCUCACUCUGGAAGAGCUGUGCACCAUGCUAGGGCACUUGAGUCAUUCUGUGAUCGCCAUGGCAUAAGGUUAUCUACUAUGAAUGGGAUAUCUGGAAAUGUGCAAACUGUGUCAUCAACAGCAUUCUCGACACCUUUUGCCUCCCCUCUUAUUACUGGAAGCUUUCCUUCAAGCCCUCUUAUCUAUAGUCCUGAUUUUGGACCACAGAGGUCUGGUCGUAUUGACAUGGUCCCACCUUUAAGUUUGGAUGGAAAGAUGGCUGCAUCGCCUCCAAUGUCUCCUUCAGGUCCCAGACAGCUCUCUUUACAUGUCCAAUCAUUGCAUGAGAAGUUGCAGAACUCACCUCAAGUGGGGAUUAUACAUUUGGCCCUUCAAAAUGACUCCUGUGGCUCAAUCUUAAGUUGGCAGAAUGAUGUAUUUGUUGUUGCUGAACCGGGAGAACUUGCAGACAAGUUUCUACAAAGUGUCAAACUUAGCUUAUUGUCAAUAAUGCGGAGCCACCACAGGAAGGGUGCAUCAGUAUUUGCCAACAUCACAACGGUUUCUGAUCUGGUUCGCUGUAGGCCAUACUUUCAGGUUGGGAACAUUGUCCACCGUUAUAUGGGACGCCAGACCCAAGUUCUGGAAGAUGAUCAAGAAAUCGCAGCAUAUAUGUUUCGUAGAACAGUGCCUUCUAUGCAUUUAACUCCUGAUGAUGUUCGCUGGAUGGUUGGAGCUUGGAGGGACAGGAUUAUAAUUUGCACAGGAACAGAUGGGCCUGCACCAUCUUUGGUUAAGGCAUUUUUGGACUCAGGCGCAAAAGCUGUAAUAUGCCCUUCAGCAGAACCUCGAGAGACAGAACUGACAGUACUCCAAGGAGCAGGAGAGUUCAAUGGGUUGGAAAAUGGAAGGUUUGAGAUUGGGGAGGAAGAAGCAGAAAAUGAAGAGAAUGUAGAGGAGGAACGUGGCAAUCCAGUGAGUGACUGGGAAGACAGUGACCGUGACGAGAAAGGGGAACUUUCUAUGGGGUUUUGGGAGGAUGAUGAGGAGGAACUGUCCCAGUUUAUCUGUCAAUUGUAUGAUUCAUUGUUUCGGGAGGCCAUGACAGUAGAUCUCGCUCUACAAAAUGCUCUUGCUUCACAUAGGAAGCUGAGGUAUUCUUGCCAUCUUCCCAGUAUGCAAUAGUUUGUCCAAUUACUAUAUACAAGAACAGAGUUUUGAAAAUUGAAUUGAUCAAAAAAUAUAACUGAGAGAAUGUAAAGAAAGGGAUUAAGAACAUAGUUGAGUGCAUGGUACCAUGCAAAUACUGGAACAUCCAAUUUUGAGGCUUACAAAAAAUGAAAGUGUAUUAGAUCUUCUCUCAUGAUCAAGUAAUAAAUUUAUUGAAUAAUAAAAGAAAUAGAUGGAACAUUUUUAUUCUUCA
Tripterygium wilfordii is the source of this 4486-nucleotide messenger RNA. RefSeq names its product phospholipase A I. Lineage: Eukaryota; Viridiplantae; Streptophyta; Magnoliopsida; Celastrales; Celastraceae. Gene Ontology annotation, molecular function: glycerophospholipase activity; protein binding. Gene Ontology annotation, biological process: fatty acid metabolic process. The transcript has 18 exons. Gene Ontology annotation, cellular component: membrane. The record is from RefSeq and is a predicted model, not a curated record. Bases 271 to 4248 code for a protein of 1325 amino acids.